AUAGUCCGGAGUUUCUUUAAAUCAUUCUGUUCAGUUGAAACACAUCUUAGUCGACGGUAGGUCGUUCAGGGCAGCUAAUAAAGUAUUAGAAAAUAAUAUAUUUUUAAGAGAGUUUUCGGUGUCUCUAUCUUCUAAUACAAAAGUGAUAUAUUUAUAUAUACACCACAGUUCGCAUUGAGUACCUCGUUGUGUAAGACAUUCAAUAUUAUUUUUGAACGUGAAGUCGAUGGUGAUGUGUUGAAUUUAGAAUUUCAUGUGGAAAGGAAAAGUGCAAAGAAUUCGAAAUUCAAUUAGAAAAUGCCGAUAUAAUUGGCACAACGAGACGUUACAAAUAAAGAAAUUUUGAAGAGGAAUUUUUUUUUUGGGGGGAAUUUUGUUCCCAUAUUUCCAAAUUUGGUUUUCUACUCUAGCCUAGCGUAGAACGAAACUUGCUUUUCGGAUCCAUAUAAUUGAGUAUUUGGAAAGCUCGCAAAGAAAUCGUCAACAUGGUAAAAUCGAUAGACCCACUACCUCCACAGGAAUUGGAAACAUUCUUACCCGGUGACGGAUUAAAUGGAUCUUCAAAAUACAAAAUCACGCCGGCCAAAAGUAAUUUAGUGGAAAAUGGCAUGGUCGAAUUCGAUCCGUUCAAAGAACGCAAAAAUGAUCAUCCAACCACAGACGUCGAAACUCUCACGCAUCUGCUGAAAGCAUCGCUAGGCACAGGCAUCCUGGCCAUGCCCGUCGCGUUCAUGUAUUCCGGAAUUGUUGUCGGCAUUUUUGCCACUGUUUUCACCGCAUUUAUCUGCACUCACUGCAGCUACAUUUUGGUGAAAUGUGCACACACUUUGUACAAACGAACCCAUACAACUGCGAUGACAUUCUCCGAAGUGGCUGAAGUUGCAUUUACAAACGGACCCAAAUGGGGUCGAAAAUUUGCCAAAUUCUCGAAGCUGUUGAUCCUGCAAUCACUGUUCUGGACAUACUUCGGUACAUGCUCCGUGUACACAGUCAUUGUGGCGACCAAUUUCCAGCAGAUCGCCAUCCACUACACCGGCAAUGACAUAAGUCUUCGCGUUGUCAUAGCAGCACUACUUUUGCCGCUCAUCUUAUUGUCGUGGAUUCCAAAUCUGAAGUAUCUGGCGCCGGUAUCGAUGAUCGCCAAUGCAUUUAUGGCCGUCGGUCUCGGUAUCACAUUCUAUUAUUUGGUGCAGGAUUUGCCACCCGUCACCGAACGACCAUUCGUUGCACCAAUCAGUACGUGGCCAGCAUUUUUCUCUAUUACCAUAUUCGCGAUGGAAGCGAUUGGCGUUGUGAUGCCGUUGGAAAAUUCGAUGAAAACUCCGCAAAACUUUGUCGGCAUCUGCGGCGUUUUGAAUAAGGGUAUGGGCGGUGUGACGUUGGUUUACAUUUUGCUGGGCUUUUUGGGAUAUUUACGAUACGGAUCAGAGACACAGGGCAGUAUUACGUUGAACUUACCGGUGGAAGAAGUGCCUGCACAAAUUGUGAAAAUUCUAAUUGCUCUGGCCGUAUUCUGUACGUUCGGUCUUCAGUUCUUUGUGUGCGUAGAAAUCGUUUGGAAUGGCAUUAAGGAUCGAUUCACCAAACGUCCGACCGUUGUCAACUAUGUCAUGAGAACCGUGCUCGUCACACUUGCUGUACUGAUAGCCGUUGCAGUGCCCACAAUUUCACCGUUUAUUGGACUGAUUGGUGCCUUUUGCUUUUCAAUUUUGGGUCUCUUAGUUCCGAUUGCCAUCGAGUUCGUCACAUAUUGGGACCAAGGAUUCGGCAAAUGGAAUUGGAUGAUCUGGAAGAAUGUGAUCGUCGCCAUAUUCGGUAUAUUCGCAUUGAUAUUCGGUUCGAAGAGUGCCAUCGAAGAAAUCAUUAGUAUGUACACCAGUAGUCCGAUUGUUCCGGCUUUGAAUGCAACGGCGUCGAACUAAAACGUUUUAUUUUGUUCCAUAAAGUAGAAAACAAAAAUGAUUUCCAAUUGAACUGUUGCAUUGAAUGAUAAACCUUCCUACCGGGCAUAUUAAUGAUAAUUUUAACAAAAGUAAAAAAAAGUGAGAAAGAAAAUUUAAGUUAAGAAUUUUCGUAGAGAGUAAAAAUGAAAGAUCUAAACAAUGCACCGAGUUUUUAUUGUUAAAAAUUUUUAUUUUUUCCGUUUUUUUUUAUGAUUUACAAUUAUUUGUUAGUUUGUAAUAGAAUUUUUUGUCGUUUUAUUUAAUUGCUAAAGUUAAUGUAAAGCACGAAAACAUUUAGAUUUGUAAACAACACGUUUAAGCUUAGGGUCCAUUUGUUUGUUGAUUCAUAUGAAAGAAUGGUCCAAAAAAAUUGCAAAAACAUUUUUUAAGCUAAAAAGUAAGUUAGAAUUAUUUUUGUUAUUGUUAUACGCAAUAAACAACAAAAAAACAAAAUGAAAAAAAAUUUACGCAAAUUUCUUAUUGAAAUACUGCGCCCGCUUGUAUGUACAUUUCUUCCUAAUAAAACUUAAUUCUAAACAAAAAA
Molecule: messenger RNA, 2487 nt
Organism: Bradysia coprophila
Lineage: Eukaryota; Metazoa; Arthropoda; Insecta; Diptera; Sciaridae
Gene: path
Product: solute carrier family 36 member pathetic
Biological process (GO): amino acid transmembrane transport
Cellular component (GO): vacuolar membrane
Molecular function (GO): L-amino acid transmembrane transporter activity
Source: RefSeq, a predicted model, not a curated record